CCUAGGUCCUAUCUAUUUGAGGAAGAAGGAUGCUUCUUCAAGCACAAAGCAUAGAUUAUAACCCGUUGAGUCAGGGCAAUGGGGCCGAGUAUCGGAAGAACUUCGAGGGCCGCUCUGAUGGUCCGACGGCGGAGCCGGACCGAGACACGGACGACCCCCCGACUUGGGCGUUCGACCGGUCGUUCCUGAAGCCGGCGGCGCGUCUCUGCCUCAACGCUUUGGAUUUCUCAGACCUCUGGGACGAGGAGGACGGCGAAGAGGACGAGGGCGCCGCCCCGAGCAGCGAACCGUCGACUCCUCCCGGAUCCCCUCCAGCGCCCCCUCCUCUUCCUCCCCCUGUGAUGCUCGCCCCACCUCCUCCGCCCUCCGCCUCCCGGAGGGGCGAGGAGAGCACCAAAUGCCACACCUUGAGGCUCCACUGGAGAGAGCUGCGGAGUUUGGCUCCCCUUCCCAGAAUGACCCGCUUCGGGACUCGGACGAUUUGGGAGACGCUUGAGCCCGUCCACCUGGACACUGACCGGCUGGGGCACCUGUUCAAAUCUAAGGGCAGUAGCGGCAGUUUAAACGUGGCUUCUGGCAGGCAGUCGGUCAUUGCAACUCUACCCGCGCCUACGGAAACGCUAACGUGUGGUAUCUCCACCCUCAACGGUCUCACGUCCUCCCCCUUCAUCCCGCUACAGAAGCAGCCGUUGGUCUCGGUGCUGGGGAUGAAGAGGAGUAACAUCAUCACCAUCGCCCUGAGCAGCCUGCCCCCUCCCCGCCUCCUCCCCCCGGCUAUCUACAGCAUGGACAGCAGUGUGCUGGACAGAGAGGACGUACAGCGGCUCAAAGCGCUGAUCCCAACGGAGGAGGAGCUGAGGCUGAUCAAGGAGGCCAAGGCCCAGAACCCCCACUCGCCUCUGGCCCCCGCAGAGCUCUGCCUGCUCACCUUGGGAGAAAUCCCGCAUCUGACCUCCAGGCUGCAGCUGUGGGCCUUCGCUCUGGACUACGACUCCUUAGAGCGGGAAAUCGCCGAGCCCCUCUUCCAUCUGAAGUUGGCCAUGGAGCAGCUCGCGGCCAGCCAGACCUUCAGGUGCAUCCUAGCGACCGUGUUGGCGAUCGGCAAUUUUCUCAAUGGAUGCAAGGCCCGAGGCUUUGAGCUGAGUUACCUGGGGAAGCUGUCCCAGGUGAGGGACACGCACACCCGCCAGCCGCUGCUGCUCCACGUCUGCGUGCUGCUGCUGCAGCUCUACCCGCAGUCCACCGACCUCCACUCCGACAUCGCUGCCGUCACCAAAGCCGGCAAGGUGCGUGGAAGCGGAGAAAACCAAUGGUGAAGAUCAGGUGUGAAGAUCAAAGAAAGCGUCACACACCCCCACCUCUCUAUCUUCUAGUUUGACUUCUCCCUGGUCCAGUCCAACCUCACCCAGCUGGAAGCCCUGUGCAAAGCAUCGUGGGAGCAGCUUAAGAGUUUGGACAAGGCAGAGGAGAAGAGGAGAGGAGGG
Molecule: messenger RNA, 1484 nt
Organism: Pungitius pungitius (ninespine stickleback)
Lineage: Eukaryota; Metazoa; Chordata; Actinopteri; Perciformes; Gasterosteidae
Product: FH1/FH2 domain-containing protein 1-like
Exons: 5
Coding region: 30-1316 (428 amino acids)
Biological process (GO): cortical actin cytoskeleton organization
Cellular component (GO): cytoplasm; cytoskeleton
Molecular function (GO): actin filament binding
Source: RefSeq, a predicted model, not a curated record